Messenger RNA from Sorex fumeus (smoky shrew), 2523 nucleotides. RefSeq names its product carnitine O-acetyltransferase (gene CRAT). The record is from RefSeq and is a predicted model, not a curated record. The coding region runs from base 231 to 2111 and encodes 626 amino acids. The transcript is spliced from 14 exons. Gene Ontology annotation, cellular component: peroxisome. Gene Ontology annotation, biological process: carnitine metabolic process, CoA-linked. NCBI's taxonomy places the organism in Eukaryota, Metazoa, Chordata, Mammalia, Eulipotyphla, Soricidae. Gene Ontology annotation, molecular function: carnitine O-acetyltransferase activity.
GCUGGCCGCUAGCGGGAGGCCCCGCCCCUAUAGUCCACCUCCUCUGGGGCCGCCUGGCCGCGGCGGGCUGGCCGGGUGGUCGCCAGGUCACUCUCUGCUGGCGGCCGUGACUUGGUGACCUCCCCGGAGGCUCUGGCCAGGACUCAACAACGACAGCAGCAGCGUUGAGGACUUUGCCCCGCGCAGGGGGCGGGGUGGAGUGGACCGGCCGUCCGAGGGCAGGCCCGAAAAUGUUGGCCUUCGCGGCCAGGACCGUGGUGAGGCCCCCGGGCCUCCUCAAGCCCUCCUCCCUCAUGAAGACCCCCAGCCGCUUCCAGGCUCACCAGGAUGCCCUGCCCCGCCUGCCCGUGCCCCCGCUGCGCCAGACCCUGGACCACUACCUCAAGGCCCUGCGGCCCAUCGUGAGCCACGAGGAGUGGGCCCAGACCAAGCAGCUGGUGGAGGAGUUCCAGACCUCGGGGGGCGUCGGGGAGCGGCUACAGAGGGGACUGGAGCGCCGCGCCAAGAAGUCAGAGAACUGGCUGUCCGACUGGUGGCUGCAGACGGCCUACCUCCAGUACCGCCAGCCCGUGGUCAUCUACUCCAACCCCGGCCUGCUGCUGCCCAAGCAGGACUUCGUGGACCUGCAGGGACAGCUGUGGUUUGCUGCCAAAAUCAUUGAGGGGGUUCUGGAUUUCAAGUUCAUGAUUGACAACGAGACUCUGCCGGUGGAAUACCUGGGGGGCAAGCCCCUGUGCAUGAAUCAGUACUACCAGAUCCUGUCGUCCUGCCGCGUGCCGGGCCCCAAGCAGGACUCCGUGGUGAACUUCGGCCGUGCCAAGAAGCCGCCCACUCACAUCACCGUGGUGCACAACUACCAAUUUUUCCAACUGGAUGUGUACCACAGCGACGGAACCCCUCUAACGGCCCAGCAGCUCUUCGUGCAGCUGGAGAAGAUCUGGAACUCCUCCCUGCAGGCCAACAAGGAGCCCGUGGGCAUCCUCACGUCCAACCACCGCAACUCCUGGGCCAGCGCCUACAACAUCCUCAUCAAAGAUAAGGUGAACCGGGACUCGGUGCGCUGCAUCCAGCAGAGCAUCUUCACCGUGUGCCUGGACGCGCCCAUGCCCCGCGUCUCGGACGCCGCCUACCGCAGCCACGUGGCCGGGCAGAUGCUGCACGGGGGCGGCGGGCAGCUCAACAGCGGCAACCGCUGGUUCGACAAGACGCUGCAGUUCAUCGUGGCCGAGGACGGCUCCUGCGGGCUGGUCUACGAGCACGCAGCCGCCGAGGGCCCCCCCAUCAUCUCCCUCGUGGACCACGUCAUGGAGUUCACGAAGAAGCCCGAUCAGGGGCCGUCAGCCAUGGUACCCCUCCCUAUGCCCAAGAAACUGCGCUUCAACAUCACCCCCGAGAUCAAGAACGAGAUCGAGAAGGCAAAGCAGAACCUCAGCAUCAUGAUCCAGGACCUGGACAUCACCAUGCUGGUCUUCCCCCACUUCGGCAAAGAUUUCCCCAAGUCCCAGAACCUGAGCCCCGACUCCUUCAUCCAGAUGGCGCUGCAGCUGGCCUACUACAGGAUCUACGGGCACGCCUGCGCCACCUACGAGAGCGCAUCCCUGCGCAUGUUCCACCUGGGCCGCACCGACACCAUCCGCUCGGCCUCCAUGGACUCGCUGGCCUUCGUCCAGGCCAUGGAUGACACCAGCGUGACGGAGCCGCAGAAGGUGGAACUCCUGCGGAAGGCGGUGCAGGCUCACCGCGCCUACACAGACCGGGCCAUCCGCGGAGAGGCCUUCGACCGCCACCUGCUGGGCCUGAAGCUGCAGGCCGUGGAGGACCUGGUGAGCCUGCCGGACCUCUUCAUGGACACGUCCUACGCCAUCGCCAUGCACUUCAACCUCUCCACCAGCCAGGUCCCUUCCAAGACGGACUGCGUCAUGUUCUUCGGGCCCGUGGUCCCAGACGGUUACGGCGUCUGUUACAACCCCCGGGAGACCCACGUCAACUUCUCCGUGUCGGCCUACAACAGCUGCGCCGAGACCAGCGCCAGCCGCCUGGCGCAGCAGCUGGAGCAGGCGCUGCUGGACAUGCGCGCGCUGCUGCAGGACCAUCCCCGGGCCAAGCUCUGAGCCGCGCACGGCCUCCGAUUGAUCGAUCGAUCGGACCCAGUGGCUGCGUUUGCGGCACACCAUGCCCCUUUGUGGGGCAUCCCCAGCUCGGGCCGCAGCCCAGCAGGACGUCUGGCUGGCUCUGCAGGGUGAAAGGGCCUGUCCUCGCCCCUGUCCUCACCCCGAUGUGGACCGUCCCUGCCAUGGAUGCAGUCAGACCCAGCCCGGGGGCUGCACCUCGCCCCUCCCAGACCUAGAGACAAUGAGCUGGAAGCUGGGGGCUAUGGGUAGCCCAGCUGGGAGGCCAGGGUCCCCGCGUGCUGCCCAGGGGUGCCCAGGACUCACCCCUGUCCUGGGAGGGACAGCCCUGCUCGCCUCUUGGUCUUGGCGAUCCCAAGCCACGGUGUGUGACGGGGCAGCACGGAGCCAAUAA